AUGACCGUCCUCUCGAGUAUUAUUGGUCUGUUCAACACAAGACUCGCACUUGCUCUAGAUCCCCCGGUUGUCCCAAAGAAUGAAGCCCCGCUGCGAUUCGGGAUUCUUGGUGCUGCCAACAUCGCGCCUUCUGCGCUCAUCACUCCAGCUAGGAGCCAUCCAGAUGUUGUUAUUUAUGCUGUUGCCGCCCGAGAUGAAACCCGAGCCAGAGCAUACGCGAGGAAACAUCGAAUCCCUGUCGUUUUCUCUUCCUAUCAGGAUCUACUUGACUCUCCCGACGUCGAUGCGGUGUAUAAUCCACUUCCGAACGGAUUGCAUUUUGAGUGGACCAUGAAAGCCUUGACAGCGGGGAAGCACGUUCUUCUCGAGAAACCGAGCUCGAACAGAGCAGAAGAAACUCGACAAAUGUUCGAACUGGCCACAAAGAAAAACCUCGUCCUCCUCGAGGCGUUCCACUAUCGAUUCCAUCCCGCCAAUCACCGGUUCAAAGAGAUCAUCACAAGCGGCACACUGGGCGAGCUCCGAAGUCUGCAGGUUGACACUAGAAUGUUCAGCGGCUUCUUUCCCGCGCGUGAUAUCAGGUUCAAUUACGAGCUUGGAGGGGGUGCAGCCGCUGACAUGGGGUGCUACGGCUUGUCGGUGGUCCGCUGGGUCACUGAUUCAGAGCCGAUCGUCGAGUUUGCCAAAGCGGAAUUAUUCAAUGGUCGAGCCGAUGUGGACCGUGCAAUGGUCUCGGACCUCAUCUUCGACUCGUCUCCUCACUCAUCCUCCCGCAUCUAUGCCCAUAUCGCAUGCGAUCUCGCUCGUCCGUGGAAGUUUGGGAUUCUUCCAACGUUACCGACCUUUAACAUAACCGCAACGUGCGCUCGAGGUACUGUCCGAUGCACCUUCUUCAUCAUGCCCGCAUUUAUCCACUCAAUUACCAUUCAUGAGAACGGCAAGCCUCCCAUCAAAGAGACGAGGUACAAAUUUCUGGGUGAGAACACCAUAGGAAAGGACUGGUGGACCACCUAUCGGUACCAGCUUGAAGCAUUCGUCGACCGAGUUCGCAACCGAAAUCCACAGCACUGGAUAUCAGGAGACGAUUCGGUAGCACAAAUGAGAGCAUUGGAGGCAGUCUAUGUCAAGGCUGGUUUGCAGCUGAGACCUGCCUCCAAUGUCGAAUUUCACUGA
Molecule: messenger RNA, 1173 nt
Organism: Serendipita indica DSM 11827
Lineage: Eukaryota; Fungi; Basidiomycota; Agaricomycetes; Sebacinales; Serendipitaceae
Source: the annotation of a GenBank genome assembly